Messenger RNA from Amphiprion ocellaris (clown anemonefish), 2755 nucleotides. RefSeq names its product platelet and endothelial cell adhesion molecule 1b (gene pecam1b). Gene Ontology annotation, biological process: cell surface receptor signaling pathway. Gene Ontology annotation, molecular function: transmembrane signaling receptor activity. The transcript has 16 exons. NCBI's taxonomy places the organism in Eukaryota, Metazoa, Chordata, Actinopteri, Pomacentridae. Bases 313 to 2616 code for a protein of 767 amino acids. The record is from RefSeq and is a predicted model, not a curated record.
CCCGCCAGGGGUCCGAGGUCAAAGGCCCGACUGCUGCACCACAGAGCAGUUAUUGUGACUAACGUUUCACAAACACAUGUAGGAGUCCAGAGAAGAACAUUCCACAACAGCAAAGAGCUGCAGCACGAACAUCCUGAGGAAACAACACUGGCUUCCUGUCAAAUUAAGCCAAGCCGACGGCUGCUCGGGGUGAUAACCGCUGACUGGCUGAGGUGCAGAACCACCUUCGGAUCCGCAGCCGCCCACCAGAACCAGAUCUGCCCACCGGGAAGGUCCAGGCAGCAGUCAGUCGAGCUCCAGGACGGUAGCAGGAUGGGCCUCCUACUACUGCUCACCUCCACGCUGCUGUCCAGCUACUUCCAUCCAGGCAGCGUGGUGAACGCACAGCACAUGUUCACCAUCAGAGACAUCAGCUUGUCCGUCGAGCCGAGUACAGAUGUGACCCGAGGCACCAACGUGACCGUGAGAUGCCAGGUGACGGUCAGCAGCUCGGGCCAGGAGGCGCUGAGUCGCGAGUACACGAUAUUCAAGGACGGCAGCAUCGUGUACACCAAGACCACCAGCUCCUCCGAGGACUUCCUGUACCUGCUGCCCGAGGCCAGAGUGUCCAACAGCGGCAAAUACAAGUGCAAGAUCAACAUCGAGGGCAAACAGUCGACCAGCGACGCUAAAAAACUCUCAGUGACAGGCCUGUCAAAGCCAGAUCUCCACCUAAACAAGGGCGUGGUCACUGAAGGGGAGGAGCUAACCGCCAGGUGUAUGGCACCAGGAGAGACGGGCUCCAUUUUCUUCUACUUCUAUGAUAACUCCGAAGAGGUCCAGGAGAAGCGAGUGAACUCCAACCAGGCGGUGGCAGAGCUUCGCUUCAGCAGCAUCGGCAACCACAAGAUCCACUGCGCCUACACCGUCCUCAUAACGCCGGACUCCUUCAAGUCUGAGGAAAGCAACUCAGUCACAGUUUCUGUCAAAGAGAUUUCCAUCACACCGGUUUUGGAGAUUUCCCCUCAGUACAAGAUCUUUGAAGGAGACCGUCUGAAUAUCUUUUGCUCUGUCCAAACCUCUCAGCACAGCACUGAGAACAUGCUGCUGUACCUGAGCGAAGGCACCAGCCUCCUCAGCAGCGGAACCACCAAAGUCAACCACAGCAUGGUGGCACUGGCGAAGGCUGCCGGGCUGAUGUUUGAGUGCAGAAUGGAGAUGGGACAUUUAGUGAAAACUGCCACCAAGACCUUACCCGUGACUGAGCUGUUUUCUGCACCGACUCUCACCAUGUCUCCCGCUGAAGUCUUUCAAAGGGAACCCAUGACGUUAACCUGCAAAAGUGAGAGCUUUGCCUCUGAAAGACUCCAGAGGAAAGAGCUGACUUACACUCUUUAUUCCCUCGGAAACCCGCUGAAUUCUGGGGACACUGGAGUAUUUUCUGGCAAGGCCCUGCAGCAUGAAUUCAACUAUACCUGUACAGCUCGAGCCAAAGGCAUUGAGAAGCACAGUGAGACCCUGACAGUUCGACCAAGAGUUUUUGUCUCCGCUCCAAAGAUCUCGGUUUACGACAAAGCGAUCCUCGGAAAGCCUAUCCAGAUCCUCUGUGAGUCGGACACUGGCAGCCUGCCCAUAAACUACACCCUGUGGAAGGGUUACCAUACAGAAGGCACAACCAGAGUCCAGAUGCCCUUCCAGAAAGCUCUGUUCACAGUCUCCAUCAGCAAACCUGAGGAAUUAAACAAGUAUAUGUGUGAGGCGAAUAAUGGUCGCGAGGAAGGUCUUCUUGGUGCAAGACUCACUGCAAAUGUCACCGUGCCUCUGACCCACGCGAUGCUGUCCGUCCUCCCUGCCCUACAGGACAUCUCAGAGGAAGGUCAUCUCAACCUCAUAUGUAGCGUUCAAGGCACACCACCAGUCACCUUUAAAUGGUACCGUGUUGGUGAUCCACAGCCACUGAACGCCACCACUUCUGACAACGUUUACAAGGACUACGAGUUCCCCGUGAUAAGCAAAGCGCACAGCGGCAAAUACUACUGCGAAGCUUUCAACCACGCCAACAACAUCGUCAGAAGCAACGAGGUCACCGUAGAGGUUCGCAUGGCAGUGUGGAAGAAGGCGUUGAUCGGAGGCAUCUGCCUGCUAAUCGUGACAGUGCUGGUGUUGGUUUUUGGGCUGUACUUCAGAUCCAAGAGAGGUAAAAGAGACGCAGCUGCUGAAUUGUCAGUAAAGCCUUCGAGCCCUAAAUCAGAUGACUCUUUAACAGUGAAUCUAACCCACGACACAGAGGUUUAUAAUGCAGCCACAGUGCGGGUGGACAGAGCUGCAGUCAGUGUGUGGAGCGAACGGAAACCUGAAGCAGGAAAUGAUGAGGAGAACAGCAUGAUGUCCAACGAGCCUGAUGUGGAAUACACUGAGGUGGUUCAUCCUCGGUCAGCUGAUCCUGCCAGAGUUCCACUGAGAAAAGGCACAGACACAGUGUACAGCGAGCUCCAAAACUCUCCACAUGGUGCUGCCGACCACCAUGACUAUCAGGGUUCGGUCGAGUACGCUGAGCUCAACGGUGAACAAUCAGAGAGCAGUCAGCAUCAUCCUCAGGUCAACAGCUACCAGGACCUUCCUGAGCCGGUGGAUUAGUGAUCAGAUACUGCCUGGUUUCACUUCCUGCUUUAUUAUCCUCACUUUGUCAUCUCUACCAUCUACUUUAUCAUUUCUCAGCCAGUCUGCUGAAUUUGCUGUAAAUAUUUUUCAACCUAAUAAAGCCCCGUAUCCCAUA